This is a messenger RNA of Manihot esculenta (cassava), 949 nucleotides long. RefSeq names its product vacuolar protein sorting-associated protein 2 homolog 2. Bases 227 to 913 code for a protein of 228 amino acids. Gene Ontology annotation, cellular component: ESCRT III complex; multivesicular body. Gene Ontology annotation, biological process: protein transport; late endosome to vacuole transport; endosome transport via multivesicular body sorting pathway. NCBI's taxonomy places the organism in Eukaryota, Viridiplantae, Streptophyta, Magnoliopsida, Malpighiales, Euphorbiaceae. The transcript is spliced from 12 exons. The record is from RefSeq and is a predicted model, not a curated record.
CACGCUCCCCAAUGGCGUCCACUAUUUUCACACUCACACACGUCACACUCUCUGCUUUUGAGUUCCAUUGAAAAAAAAAAAAAGAAAGAAAAGCUGAAGAGGGAAAGAAAGAUCUGCAAUAAAAAGAUUCACUUGGCAUAAAUAGAACUAGGGCUGUUGCAUUUUCUACAGAAGGAGCUGAGGAAAAGUGAGGAAGUGCCGAAAGGAGGAUUUUUCACUGAUCACCAUGAACAUCUUCAAGAAGAAAACCUCUCCUAAAGAUUCCCUCAGGGUUAGUAAGAGAGAAAUGGCUGUUGCCACCAGAGGUAUUGAACGUGAAAUUGCAUCUCUUCAAUUAGAGGAAAAGAAGUUGGUGGCAGAGAUCAAGCAAACAGCAAAAACUGGAAAUGAGGCUGCUACUAAAAUCUUAGCACGUCAACUUGUUCGGCUGCGGCAACAAAUAACAAACUUGCAAGGAAGUCGUGCCCAAAUUAGAGGUGUAGCUACCCAUACACAGGCGCUAUAUGCUAGCACAUCAAUUUCUACAGGGAUGAAAGGAGCAACUAAGGCUAUGGUCGCUAUGAAUAAGCAAAUGGCUCCUGCAAAACAAGCUAAAGUAAUAAAAGAAUUCCAGAAGCAGUCAGCACAACUGGAUAUGACGAUUGAGAUGAUGUCCGAGUCUAUUGAUGAAACUUUAGACAAAGAUGAGGCUGAAGAAGAAACAGAGGAGCUUACUAACCAGGUGCUUGAUGAGAUUGGUGUCGAUAUUGCAUCUCAGUUAUCUUCAGCUCCAAAGGGACGGAUCGCGUCAAAGAAUGCUUCUAAUGCUGUUAAAAGUGUUGAAUCUCCUAAUGUUGAGGAUCUUGAAAAAAGUGCUGACUCUUCUGAUGUUGAGGAUCUUGAAAAAAGGUUGGCCUCCCUUCGACGUAUUUGACCUAUUGAACAUAGUCUUCUUUAUGUAAAUUUUCUU